Messenger RNA from Hermetia illucens (black soldier fly), 1815 nucleotides. RefSeq lists its product as uncharacterized. The transcript has 2 exons. The record is from RefSeq and is a predicted model, not a curated record. Lineage: Eukaryota; Metazoa; Arthropoda; Insecta; Diptera; Stratiomyidae. The coding region runs from base 1 to 1815 and encodes 604 amino acids.
AUGUUACAUCAGGCAUCGUCGAAUAGAGCUGCAUCUUCAGCUUUGCCGAAUCCAAAGCAACAAGUCUCAUCGCUGAAUGCUACCAACAGUGGCGUCGACAUUACGGCUGUUCUAUUGGCUACAGCAAGGAUUCGGGUAAAGGACAAUCAAGGAACGUUCAUUCUUUUGCGUGCAUUGGUCGAUCAAGGGUCCCAGCGUUCGUUCAUCAGUGAAGCUGCGGCGCAACUCUUACGGCUACCACGUCAAGCGACAAAUCUGACAAUCAGCGGCAUCGGGAGUCAUUCAACGAGCAGCAAGGGAGCGAUAUCUGCUCAAUGCAAAGAGAAAUGGGCGACAAGGUGUUUCAACUUAUCUCUUGUCGUAGUAAACCAUAUAACGGACAAGAUUCCCCAGUCCAAGACACCAUGUAAGAUAACUGAAUUGAGACAGGAGGACUUAGCUGAUUCAUCGUAUAACAUUCUGGGAAAGAUCGACGUCCUCCUGGGUGCUGACGUUUAUGGCGAUCUAUUGGAAAAGGGCGUAAUCCGGAUAAAGAAUACCAAAGUUUUGGCUCAAAAAACCAAAAUCGGUUGGAUCCUGUCCGGGCCUGUCAACCAAGUAAUACGAACAUCAGAACCUUCCAUGAGUAUGGUUAGCAUCGAACAGCUAGAUGCUGACAUACGAAAAUUAUGGGAACAGGAAGAGUUACCACAAGAGCGAAUCCUCACCCUAGAGGAAGCAGACUGCGAGAGGCAGUUCACCCCAACUACUAAGAGGGAUCCAAAGUCAGGCCGAUACAUAGUCAGGCUGCCGAUUAAGCCUGAUAUGAACCCCUCCAUCCUGCUGCAUCCGUCGUUAAAAGACGCUGUCAUACGCCUCCGCCAGACAGAGGCAAAACUCGAACGGAAUCCAGAGCUCAAAGCGCAGUACAAUGCAUUCCUAAAGGAAUAUCUGGAGUUGGGACAUAUGAGCGAGGUCCCAUCCGCAGAAAUUUUUUGCAAACACUCAUACUACUUGCCACAUCAUGCUGUAGUUAGAGAGGACAACACAACUACGAAAGUUCGCGUCGUAUUCAAUGCGUCCCAUAAAACUUCCUUCGGCACCUCGUUGAACGAUAUCCUAAUGGUGGGACCAAAUACGCAAUACACCAUCUUUGAAAUAUUGCUGCGGUGGAGGAGGCAUAAAUACGCAUUGGCUGCUGACAUUGAGAAGAUGUACCGACAGAUACUCGUGGACAGUCGAGACUGCGACUUACUGCGAAUUGUUUGGAGACCAGAACCCCAGGGUCCAAUAAAGCACUACCGGCUAAACACAGUCGCUGAAGACGAGCAAUUCACGUCACCAUCAGCAAGUGAAAGCAUCAAAAAGGACUUCUAUGUAGAUGACUUGCUGACCGGAUCUUCGACCAUAGAAGGUGCAGCGAAAUUGCAAAACGAUAUUGUGAACGUUCUCAAAAAGGCUGGAUUUAACAUUCGAAAAUGGUCCACGAAUUAUGAGGAGGUUCUGAAACAUGUAAGCACCGCUGACCGGGAAACGUCUGACGUAGUCAACAUCAAUCUAGAAAACACCGUCAAGACAUUGGGUUUGCAAUGGAUUCCUAAAGACGACAUAUUCACCUUUAAAGUGAAACUGCCUCAUAUCUCAGCGAACGAGCCAGUUACGAAACGAAUAAUUACAUCCAAUGCUGCAAUAUUAUUCGAUCCGCUUGGUUGGAUCCAACCCAUCAUAAUAGUUAGCAAGAUAUUUAUCCAAAGGUUGUGGCUACAGAAACUGGAUUGGGAUAAGCCCGUACCUGACCAGUUGAAAAUCGAGUGGCUGACCUACAUGAAGGAGUGA